This is a messenger RNA of Drosophila sulfurigaster albostrigata, 9747 nucleotides long. RefSeq names its product pneumococcal serine-rich repeat protein (gene mamo). The record is from RefSeq and is a predicted model, not a curated record. Gene Ontology annotation, molecular function: protein binding. NCBI's taxonomy places the organism in Eukaryota, Metazoa, Arthropoda, Insecta, Diptera, Drosophilidae. The transcript has 9 exons. Gene Ontology annotation, cellular component: nucleus. Bases 2180 to 5629 code for a protein of 1149 amino acids. Gene Ontology annotation, biological process: regulation of transcription by RNA polymerase II.
UCGACGCUGGCUGCGACGCUGGCUGCUUUGCACGUUCUUUGGACUUUCGCAGAGAUUUCACACGCGAUGCGAUUGCAGUUCUUGCAGACACUUUCAUACGCAUAAACUCAAAACACAACAAACAACAACAACAACAACAAAAUGUUUUAUAAUAAAAUUCAUAACAAACACAAGCGUUUUUAAAACAACAACAACAAAUUCAAAUUUAAAUCUACAAAACAACAACAUCUCAACUCAAUAACAACAACUGCAAUGCAACAGCAACCACAACAACAACGGAAACAACAAAAGCAACAACAAAAGCAACAACAACUAAAGCAACAUCAGCAGCAACAACUGAAACAACUACGACAACAACAACAGCUACAACAACAACAACAUCCAACAACAACUAAAACAACAACAACAAAUGCAAUUCUUCAAGUGUGUGUGUGAAAAGAACAGCAACAGCAACAGCAACAACAACAACAACAACAUUUGCAACUGCAACAAGAACAGCGGCAGCAACAACAACAACAAAACUUGCAACAAUUUUCAUGUCUAGUUUUGGGUUCUUUUCUUUUUUUUUUGAACAAUCCUCAAAAUCAACAUCAACAACAUCAACAACAACAACAACAAAUUGCAACGCCCCCAACAACAAAUUGAACUUUGAACUUUCCAACAACAACAACUAAAAGAAAAUGCAAUGAAAAUUCGAAGCAGACAAAACACACGGAAAAUUUAAUGAAGCUGCAAGAUUUUCAUUUUCCAUUUUUUUCGUUCAUCAACAUUUAAAAGUUUUUCGGCAAAAAAAAAACAAAAACAAAAGCGAAAAAAAACUCCCCUCCAAAAACACAAAAAAAAAAAAAAAAUAAAACGCAAAACGAGGAAAAAUUUAUAAAUUUUUUCAGAAAGAACAAAACACGAAAAAAUUUUUGUUUUGGUUGUGCAUGCAAAAAAUUAAAAAAAAAUUUCACUUUUCGAACAGUUUUUUAAACAACAACAACACAACAAGAAAAUAAUUUAACAAAAGUAAAACAACAAAUUUAUAAAAGAAAACAAGAAAAUAUUCAAAAUAAAAAAUACAAAAAUACAACAAAAAAAUUCACACAAAUGCAAAAAGAGGCAACAUCAAGUGACAAAACAACAAAAACAAAUUCAACAUCAGCAACAUCAACAACAACAAGAACAACAAGAACAACAACAACAACAACAUUAACAACAAAGUAUUAAACUGCGGUGUUUGGCGUUUAUGCAUAUUCUUCAAAAUUCUAAAUUUCAACGAAGAAGAAAGCGUGUAAAACUUAAAGAAACCCAUACUCGAAAUCUCGGCGUAUCGAAAAGCGAAUCAGCGAAAAGCUUGACGACAACAACAACAACAACAACAACAACAAGAAGACGAAGACAACAGAAGAAGGAAUCAAAAAACACGCUACAACUCUGGCAGCGCUCUCUGGCUAUUGAAAAAUUGCAACUCUCUCAUUUACUUACACACACACACACACACACACACAUGCACACACACACUCUCUCUCUCAGAAAGAAAACUUGUCGAAAUAUUUGCAACCAACUGGACCAAUUCAAUUUUUAUCGAUAACAACGUAAAAAUCUAAAAGACGAAGAAAAAGCGGAUACGGAUACGGAAAGCAAAAAGAAGCUGAAAAUGUUUACAAAUUGAACAAUUUCUUUCACAAAAUAACAAAACAAAACAAAACAAAAAAGAAAAUCUCUUGAGCUCGAAACGUGGCAAAAAAAAAACAAAACAAAAAAAAACUCAAAACUUUCAAACUCAAAAAGCCAACAAGAAAAUUACGGUUAUUUUUCGGACUUAACAGUGUUGUAAAACGCUCGCAGCAACAAUUUUCGGUGUGCAAAAUCAAAGUGUAAAAAAAAAACUAAUUUUGAACAUAAAUUGCGAAAUAAAGGACAUUCAAAAUUGAAUAAAUAAAAACUGCUGCUGCAAGAAACCACAAGCAACAUCCAGAGCAACAACAACAAAAACAACAAGAACACCUACAAUAUUACUAAUAAUAACAACAACAAUUACAACAAUUAUAACAACAACUAUCAGACCCACGACGCAGAAGACGACCCCGAACAAGAAUCACAAAUCAAUUGAAAAUUGCAACUUAUGGAUUGCUGGACGGGUAACGCCCGACUGGCGAGUGUUUUAGUUUAAGCAGCGUAAGCUGUCACCGACAUGGGCAGUGAGCAAUACUGCUUGAGGUGGAACAAUCAUCAAUCCAACCUGUUAGGGGUGUUUAGUCAAUUAUUACAGGACGGGAGCCUGGUGGACGUUACAUUAGCUUGUUCAGGGGGCCCAUCCAUCAGAGCCCAUAAGGUGGUCCUGUCGGCCUGCUCGUCGUAUUUCCAGAGCCUGUUUCUGCAGCACUCCGAUCCACAUCCAAUUGUGAUACUGAAGGACGUCCGUUUUGCCGAGCUGCAAACAUUAGUUGAAUUCAUGUACAAGGGCGAGGUGAACGUGCAAUAUUGUCAGUUGCCAGCGCUGCUCAAGACAGCCGAAUCACUCAAGGUUAAAGGCCUAGCCGAGAUGACAAAUCAGAAUACGACGUUGCGGGAACCCGAACGGGAACCGGAUCGACUGCGUCCCCAUUCGCAGGCCAGCGGCGGCGGAGCGGGCGGUGGCAGCAAGGCAGCCGAUAGUCCAGCGGCUGCAGCCCUGGAUGCCACAACAGCAUCAGCAGCAGCAGCAGCAGCAGCAGCAGCGGGAGCAACAGCCACAACAGCAGCAGCAACAACAACAGCAGCAGCGACAACAACAACAGCGACAGCUGGAGCAGCGGACAAGAACACAGCGGCAACAAUUGCUGCGGGCAGCACGAGCAGCACAUCAACAACCACAGCAACAGCAAGUACGACAGCAACAAGCACAACAACAACUACAGCAGCAGCCGGAGCCGGAGCGGGAGCGGGAUCAACAACCGCAUCAACGACGGAAACGUCGCUGGGGACGAAGCGAGAGGCAAGCGAACGCUGCAGUCCGACGCCGCCGAAGCGUGCGGCAAGCAGCAGUGCGGUGGCAAGCUCCAGCCAUGUGACAGCCAUCGAUCUGCUCGAGGAUGAGGACGAGGAUGAGCUGGACGAGGAUGACAUGGAGGAUGAUACACCAAUAAUGCCGCUAGAUCUCUAUCAAAGACCCGCCGCUGUCGCUGUAGCCUCUGUUGAGCCGCCUGAGAGCUCAAGUGGCAGCCACAAUAACAACAACAACAACAGCAGCAACAGCAACAACAACAACAGUAGCAGCAAUACCAGCAACAACAACAGCAGCAGCAAUAGUAACAACAACAACAACAACAGCAGCAGCAACAACAACAAUAACAACAGCAGCAGCAGCAAUGCCAAUAGCAGCAGCAACAAGAACAUCAACAACAACAACAGCAGCAACCAAAUGAAGGCCACCUGCUCCUCCUCCUCCUCCGCCUCAGCGACAGCAGCAACAGCCACAGGAGGCGGCUCGCCAAGUGGCAGCAACGGCGACUGUGUUGCAACAGCGCUGACGAGCAGCAAUGUGGUUGCCAUCGACGAUGACGAAGACGACGACGAUGCUGAGGCCGAUGCCUCAGGCGAUGCCGAUGGCGAUGCUGAGAUCGAUGCCGAUGCCGAUGCCGAUGCCGAUGACGAUGAGAUGGAGGAUAACGAUUGCCGGAUAUCGGUGGCCACAGCCCGAGACAUUGCCCAGCGUAUUGCGCAUCACAGCGCUCGAUUGGCGCACGACGAUCGAUCUGCGAACAAUGAUGGCGAUGCCGAUGCCGAUGCCGACGACGAUGACGAUGAUGAUGUCGACGAUGUGCUGCGGGCCGAACACGAGGCAUUGCUGCAUUCACCGGCCACCGCCGGUCGGCUGCAGCCAAAGACCGAGGUGCUCGACGAUGAUUACGAUGAUGAAAUGGAUCUGGACGAUGAUGAUGAGGCGGACAACAGCAGCAACGAUAUGGGCCUCAACAUGAAGAUGUCCAGCAGCGGUGGCGGUGGCGUUGAUCUCUCCACAAGCUCCACCAUCAUCCCAUCGCCGUUGAUCACCUUGCCCUCAUCAUCGGCUGCCGCCGCCGCCGCAGCAGCAGCUGCCGCAGCCGCAGCCGCCGCCGCUGCUGCCGCGGCCAUUGAAUCGGCUCGAUCGACACCGGGCGGUGGCGCCUCCGAUCUUAGCCUGUCCAUGGCACAGUCAGCGCGUCCAGCGUCGCGUUCGUCGCGCGACGGUGGCAACACCAACGACGGACGCGCCUCCAGCCUCAUGAAUCCCGUCGUUGCCGGACUCUUGCCAGUGCAAUCGGUGCCAUUGAGCCUCAAGAAAGAGAUCGAUUGCAGCGAGGACGAUAACAGCAGUCACAGCAGACACAUGCAACCGCGUUCGGCAUCAGCUGGCGGCGGACUUGGCGGCGAUCUCGACUACCGCGCCUCGCACGAGUCGGAAACGUCCGAAUCGCCGCAACAACACGCUGUGGGCGCUGUUGGCGCGGUCCUCGGCGGCGGCAGCAGCAGCAGCAGCUCCGCCUCAGCCGCCGCCGCCGCCGUUGCCGUUGCCGCCGCGGCAGCCGCUGCCCAAGAGCAGCAGCAGCAACAGCAGCAGCAGCAACAACAGCAACAACAACAGCAAUCGCAAUCACAAACUUCGCCACCGCCGCCGAUGCACAUGUGCAUGUAUUGCGGUGCCACAUUCUCCAAUCCAAACAAAUAUACGCGUCACGUGCUCUCGCACUCGCUGAAGACGCUCGAGUAUCGCGAACCGAGCCACACCCAUGCCGCCCUCCUGCAAUCGCAUCUGCUGUCGCACGACCUCAGCUUGAAUGCCUUGGCUCAGGCGUAUCCCUUCCAGAUGAACGCCGCAAUGGCGGCGAGCGCCGGCAGCGCCGAUCCCCAGGAGCAUGUGGCCGCCGUUGCCGCUGCCUUGGGCAUCGAGAUGGACUUCACGCUCCACGGCACCAGUUGCACAUAUCAGAGCUUAACGGCCGGUUGCCUCGAGGCAGCAGCCGCAGCAGCAGCCGCCGGCAGCAGCGGAGCGCCCGGCUCGAGCGGUGCCAGCGGGCGUCUCGGAUUAUCGGGCAGCGGCGGUGGCGGUGGCGGUGGCGGAGGCGGAUCAUCGACAUCGGGCAACGGUGGCUUGUCUGCUGCAUCGGCUAGCCUCUUGCUUGGCGGGGGCGCAGCGGGCGGUGGCGGUGGCGGUGGUGUUUUGUCUGGUGCUGUUGUUGGUAGCUCAGGCGGUGGCAGCGGCGGUGGCGGUGGCGGCUCAUCGUCGCCCUCAACGUCCGCCGCAGCGUCGGCAGCGGCGCAGUCCGGCUCGUCGGCCGCCUCGUUGCUCGGCGCGUCAAGUGAUCCGAAUAGUGUUGUCAUGUGUAAGUUCUGUGCUAAAAGUUUUCCCGAUGUUACAUCACUGAUCACGCAUUUGUCGGUACAUACAGGUGAUCGACCAUUUAAAUGUGAGUUUUGUGGCAAAGCGUUUAAGCUGCGCCACCACAUGAAAGAUCAUUGUCGCGUGCACACGGGUGAACGUCCCUUCAGAUGCCACAUGUGCGGCAAAACGUUCUCGCGCUCGACGAUCCUCAAGGCGCAUGAGAAAACGCAUUUUCCCAAAUAUGUCCGGAAGUUUUUGUCACCCAGCCCGGUCGACACAAAGGAUGAGCUACCGCAAUAGUGAAACGAUUUUAGUUUGUUAUUAAAUUAUUAUUAUUAUUACUACUACUAUUACAAUAAUAAUAACAACAAUAACAACAACAACUCUAAUAACAACAACAACAACAACAACAGCAGCAGCGGCAGCAAUGCAAACUUUAUGCAUAGCAACAACAACAACAACAGUAACAACUACAACUACAAUUGAUGUGAAGGAGACAACAACAACAGCAUCAGCAGCAGCAGCAGCAGCAACAACAGCUGCGAAAAAGAGACAACAAUAUAUAUAUAUAUUUGACUUACUUAAGCGAAAAGCGCAAAGCUUAGAGACACACACACACACACACACACACACACACACAUAGACACAGACACACACAUACAGACACAAGAUGUACAUACAUAUUUUAUUAAUUAUAUUAUACAAAUAACUAAAAACGAGGCAAACACACACACACACAGAAAAUAACUGCAAAUAGAAUUUGCUCUUUUUAACUGAAGCGUAGCGUGUAGAAAAGAGACAACCAUACAUACACACAUAUAAAUAUUACAAGUGAAAUGAAGUGAGAAGAACGUAUAUACGCGAUUCUGAUUUUUAUAGCAAAUCAGAUAUAUAUGUGAAAUUGUUGAACUUUAUACCAAGAGCGAUAAUAUUUUUUUUUUCUUUAUGUAAUUCCCACUCCCACACACACACACACUUACAUACACAGACACCCUCACUUUUUGUCUCUAUUAAACAUAAAGGAAAUUUCGAGUUAGAAGAAAGAAAGAGAAAAUAUGUUUAAUUUGUAAUUUUAGUGAAGCGAAAGUGAAACCCAAGCAAAAAGUUUAAGCGUUGAUCAUAUAUACAACAUACAACAAGAACAUUUUUUUUUUCUAUAAAAUAUUUUAGUGAAGAAGCGUGAACAGCGUGGAGAGUUGUAGCAGGAAUCUAAUUACAAUUGUUAUACAUAUGCAUAUGUCUAUAAUAAUUUUGCAGAAAUUGAAAUAUUUUAAUAAAUAUAUGCAUAUGUAUAUACAUGCAUAAGAGAACGUAAGACAUAUAUAUAUAUACAUACAUAAAUGAAAAUAUUACAAAACAAAAACCUAAAAACUGACAAAAAAAAAAAAACAAAAAAAAAAAAAAAAUAAUGAUGAUGAUGAUGAUGAGAGAAAAGAAAUCCGCAAAAAGUAAAGUAAAGAAAAAUAUACUAAAUUAUAAUGAUAUAUACAUAUGUAUGUAUACAUAUACAUAUACGAUAUAGAUAUGAUAUAGAAAAAGAACAGUGAACACGUGAUGUAACUUUUUAAGUAAUGAUUAUCAUGAUGCAAGCAGCAGCACAUCGUGAAGUUGAUGGCGAGCGACGAUAUUAGCGAGAGAUGAUGGUAAUAAACAAUAUAUGAAAAAACAGAAAACAGAAAACAAAAAGAAAACUACAAUUAGUUUAAAAGUGAAAGAUCUGCAUAGGUACAUACACAAACACACUCACACACACACACACUCAUACAGAGAAACGCGCGCGCAGAAGAAUAUAUAAUAUGUAUACAUAUACACUAUAUACAUAUAUAUAUAUAUAUAAAUAUUUUAGAGACACAACAAAAGCAAAGCAAAGCAAAGUGAACUGUCAAGAAACAAAAAAAAAGUGUAGCAUACUUUUCUGCAGAGCAACUCGAACGUUUACCGCAUACAUAUCCCCACACACACACACACACAUACACACACACACACGGACACUUAGAAGAGUGGCUUCUUAGGCUCUAUAUAUAUAGUAUAUAUAUAUAUAUAUAUACUGAACUAGUACCUAAUGCGAUACUAUUAAUAGCAAGAACUUUGCCGCAACAUUUUGAUCGAUUUGUAGCAAUUGAUAAUAAAUGAACAAAUAUUCAAGUUAGCCCCCAACAAAUACACACACACACAUUGUAUAUAUGUAUGCGAGAAAAUAUAUAUUACUAAUUUUUAGCCACAUAUACAUAUAUGUACAUAGUAUACAUCAAGAAGCAGCAUCUAAUGUGACGGAAAGGAAAAAAACACACACAGAACAGAAGAGAACAGCAAAAAAUUUUGGAAUUCAAAUCAUGGAAUACAGACAUACGCGUGAAUUAUGCAAAGCAGCAGAAUUACAUAGAAUAUCUGUGAUCUUAAAUAUAUAUACAUACGAUACACAAUAACAUAUACAUAUAUACACAUACAUACAACAAAUAUAUACACAUAUAAUGAAAAUAAAUCAACUUUAGACCAGUGGGAAAACAAACAACAACAACAACAACUAACAAUUAAUAGACUCAGAAAACAAACAACAAAAAAAACUAAUUACAGCAUGUGUAGGCAAGCUUAAUACGCAUAGGUCUUUAUAUAUAUCAGAUAUAUCAGAGGGUUUAGCCGACUUUUAUUGAAUCAAUUCGAAAAUCACUCUUCUCUGCAGAUUUUCUUUUUUCUUUUGUGUCAUAAUUUACUACCAAAUUUAUGAAACUCCGCAAAAGCAUUCAGCUUUUGUUCGUAAUGAAACCCUGUAAAAGCAUUCAGCUUUUGUUCACUCACACACACACACACACACAUUCACAUUGCUGACAAACACUGACAGAAAUACGUUUUUUUUUUUAUUGUUUCAAAAUGGCGCUUCAAAUUUUUGACUUCUCGUUUACUUUGCUUUGAAUGAACUUUGAAUAUCAAUUAAAACACAUUGAUAAUCAGUUAUAUAUAUAUAUAUAUAUAUAUAUAUAUAUAUGUAUAUGUAUACCUGCAUAUAUAUAUUUUUUUGUAUUUUUUAGUUGUGAAAACUAAGAAAAGAAUUACCAACCAUUUUGGCUAAACAUUUGCAAGAAUUAUGGAAAACAACAAAAUUAAUUGCUAGUAUUUUAGGCGAAAUAGAAAAACAAAGAAAAUAAUUGUUUGUGUUAUUAUGUUUAUCUUUAUUGCUAUGAAUACGACAAAUUAAAGUUUUCUUUUUUUUAUUUUAUACUUUUUUUUUUUUUUGGCAAUACACUAAGUGGUCGAAAUGUCGCAUUAAAAAGUGUCGAGUUCCCCUCAAAAACAAUUGCAAAAUUCCCGAUACACAAUUCUGAAAUCUGAAACUUGUUGUAUAGCCCCAGUGCCUGUGAAAACACACACACACACUCAUACACACACCAUCAAAGCAAACAAACAAAAUAUAUACAAAAUCGAUCUCAAAAUUAUAACAAACAAAAAAAAAAAAAAAACACAAAAAAAAACAAAUUAUAUUAUAAAUGUAUAAUGUAUGCACGAAUAUUUGGGGCUCUGGCCAGACUAUAUAGAGAAGACGUUAGGCGUCCAUGGGCGAUAUUCUGGGAUCGGUUCAGAUUUCCGAUCUGAUAUUGUUAACAGCAGCAGCAGCAGCAGGCGAAGGCAACAACAAAAUGCGCACACUUCAAAAAAGAAAACAAAAAAACAAAAAACGAAAACGCACGCUAGACAAAAUUCAAAAUUCUAAAUUUUAAACCAAAACAAAAGAACAAAACAAAAAAAAACGCAAAACUUUUUCGGCAAACACAAAAAAAAAAAAAAAAAAAAAUCGAAAAGAAAACCCCAAAAAAAACAACUAAAAAAAACUUUGGAUUAAACAAUUUGGCUGUGAUAGCAUUAACAAAAAACAAAAACAAAACAAAACAAAAAACAACAUGAAUGAGCAUGUGAAUAUUUAAAGCAUAAAUAAAAGAAAUAAAAAACAAAAUGGAAUUAAAAGAAGAGAUUUUCGCUUUGCAUUUUGAAAACAAUGGAAAUGGAAAACGAAAAGCUGGCGCCAUGAAAAAUUUUGUUGUUGGCUUAUUUUCUCGCAGGGAGCGCAGUAUUAGAGAAAAACAAGACACAGAAAGUGAAAAAACCCAAUAAAAAAAAAAACAAGGAAAACAGGCAUCAAUUCGUAAAUUGUGAUGUUCAAUUGCAAAAUGGAAAACAAAAAUAACUUUUGCAUAAACAAUAACAAUUAUAAUAAUAACUUAAAACAUAAUCAUUAAUAUCAUAAAGAAAUAUGAGGAAAGCAAACAAAAUUUAACGUUUAGGAACAAAACAAAACCAAAAUUGUGAUUUUCGGCCUUUUAGAAACAAAAUUAUUAAAAAAAUAAGAAAAACAAAAAACAAAAGUACUACUCAAUAAUUAAUUAAAUUAAUAACUAAUAAUAAUUAAAACGUAACCAAAAAACAAA